This is a messenger RNA of Schistosoma bovis, 6201 nucleotides long. The record is from the annotation of a GenBank genome assembly. NCBI's taxonomy places the organism in Eukaryota, Metazoa, Platyhelminthes, Trematoda, Strigeidida, Schistosomatidae.
AUAUGUCGCUGUACCGCGCGUGAUACGUUGAGUGUAGAUUUCUAUGGCGCAAAAGAUUUUCCAGUCCUUCCGUAGGAUUCCAGGACAUUUCCCUGCUUUUCGUAAAAAAGAGGAGCAUCUCGAUGUACAGGGGUCGAAAUAUAGGGUUUCUGUCUGUUCUGAUUAUGGAUUUCCUUCUAAACCUACGUCAGUUGCCUAUGACCCUGUUAUCGAUAUGUUAGCUGUCCUUACGCGUGAUGGCAACAUUUAUAUGUAUCCUUUAUAUACGCUGAUCAGUCUAUUGCCUUUUCAGUCUCAACCGCGUUGCGUGUUCAUAUUAAAGACCGUGUAUUUUUAUAUUUUUUAUUUAUCAUACUAAGUCUUUUAGCUGUUGUGAUUCACUAAGCUGAUGUAUCAAAUAUACGGGUAGUUUCCAGCUUGUUUUCAGACAUCUAGGCCGUGUUUUUUAAUCCACCAAAUUCUCUGUGUUGAUUUGUUUGGAGAUUUACGAAUACGAUUGGGCCUUCUUAAUCAGUAGGUUUGCAGCUAUGAGUAGCCUUAUAUAUUUUGGGUUUUGUCGAAGAAGUCAAGUUCACUUUAUGGCAAUUCCUGUAUCAUACAUUUCACUUUUCUGUAUUGCCAUAACUUAUCUAGACUGCUCUAAAAGCUGCUCUUGUAACUGAUGAACCUACCAUUUUCGGCUGGUUUUCGUCGAAACGACAUUCAAAGGCUUAUUUUAUUAGUACCUGCGAAAUACUUAUGGUGUGGUAUUAAGGUUCAUCAUGGGUGUUGAAUAUACAUGUUCUAAAAUUUUGAAAUCUCAUUUCUUUAGAUUGAGAAAGUAGGUAACAUAUAGACAAGUUUUAUUUGUGAUGUCAUUAGGUUGUAAUUCUCAUUUGAAAAGUCGAGUUCUUAGAUCCUUUAGUCUUCGUUUAAAUACGAUUCCUUAACGCUUUUAAGAUACGGAAAACCAGGAAUAUCGUUUUCUGCUGUACAUGAAACGAACGCUCAAUAUAUUCAAGUGGUUUUCUUGACUGGCAGUAGAAAACUGGUUACAUUGACUGAUUCAGAUGAUAUGUAUUUAUGGGAGUUGACUUCAGUCAGUCAAACAUCUUGUCAACUGGUCCAAAGAUCAUGUCUCAAAAGAAUUAUAAGUCAACUAAAGUCUUUGCCAAGUGGAGUUCCAAGUAUUUCCACCAAUAACGAAGAAAUUAGUCACGUCACUGCUUUGUGCUACGCCUCCGACGGUCGUAGCAUCCUGAUUGGAACUGAUAAUGGUUGGGUUGCCUCUGUUCGUUUAAAUACAAAUACAGCCACUGACGACUUCACGAAAUUCUGGUGCUUACCUUCAGCUGAUGAUGCAAUUAAUCCUUCUCGAAUACUUGAUGGCAUUUCACCUGAUCGUCGUCAGCGUCUGCGGGCAGAUGCAGUGGUGGUUUUAUUAGAAAGGCCAGGGUUUCCUGGACAGCUAUUAAUUGGCUACAAUUCUGGUCUAAGUUUAUUAUUUGACCUCCGCUCAGAUCGUAUUAUGGCACUAUUACCGUGGCAACAUGGCUUGGAAGCUGCCGCUUGGUGCGGCGGUAGUGGCCAACCAAAUAGGUCAAACCCAACAUCUCAUCAACCCCAAUUAGGGAUGCGUCUCUUGACUGCGCAUUCGGACGGAUCUCUGGGAGUUUGGAGUUUGAAGGAAAUCGGCUUCGGUACAACAACAAUAUCUCCCAUUCAACCACCCUUGCUUCAAAUGGAAGAAGCUCCAAGCAUGCCUUAUGGACCUUUCCCGUGCAAACUGAUCAGCAAAGUCUUCUGGCUUCCAUCUGCUCUGGGGGGUAUUACUGUAUUUGUUGGUGGAAUGCCACGUGCCACUUAUGGUGAACGUCAUACUGUAAGCAUAUUGCGUGGAUCCAAUAUUGAUCAAGCUGCUAAUGCCAGUGUUGUUGCUGCCCGACUUGCUGUGGCAGCUGAAGCUGAAGAUGAUGAUGAAAUACCAGAAGAAAGUUCAUUAUCAGCUCCUCCUAUACACGUUUUUGAUUCUGAUGCACCUGAACAUGUAUGUUUGGACUUACCAUCAAGUCUUGUUGAUUUAGUUCCUGUUGGUUCUGUUGACGGACCUGUUCAAAUACUAAUACUUUUAUGUGAAGAAGAAAUGGUUGUGAUUGAUCUUAUAACUUCUGGCUGGCCUUUUAUGCGUCCUCCCUAUUUAACUUGCUUGCACACAACAUCCCUUACUACAUACAAUUUAAUUACACAGGUUAGCCCAACCUUGCUGUCAAAUCUUGAAGCUGCUGGUGCUUACUAUGGUCCUGAAGGGCGUUUUGGUCGUGGAGGAGCAAUUGCAGAUAAUCCAUCAGGUGGGGGUUGGUCCUCUCUCCCUUGGCCAAUACAAGGUGGUCAUGCAUUAAUUAAUGGAUCUCGGUUGUCUACAAGCUCUUUGGGUGGAAAUAUUCUGUACACAGAUGACUUACUUCUUACUGGUCACGAGGACGGUUCUGUUGCAUUUUGGCGGCUCAGUGCAGGAGGCUGCCUUCGACGCAUUUAUACCUUAUAUACAGCUAUAUUAUUUGAAGAUGUCAGCCAAUUGGAUCAUCCUAAUGGUGUUGAUGAUGAUGGCGAUGCAUGGCCUCCCUUUCGUCAGGCAGGUGUAUUUGACCCUUUCAUGGACGAUAGCAGAGUAGCUAUACAAUUCAUUUAUCUUGUUGAUAAUACACUGGUUGUGGGUGGAGCUGCAGGUCAGGCAAUUGUAUAUCAAUUUCUUAAUUUCACUCCGUGUAUUGAACCUGCAAUUGUAACAAUUAAAAAAUCAAUGCCCGGAUUUCAAUGGAAAGGACAUGCUCCCCUUACACUUCGAAAAUGCUUUAGUAACAAGAUCACUGUUAAUCCAGAACAAGCUACUCCACUCCCUGCUCAAUUACAAGCUACAGGAGUUAUUUUCGUACAGCCUCCUGCACGUAUUACAUCACUUCUUUCAAGUGAAUUUGAAUUAACUCAUCUAAAAGAAUUUAGUCAAAGCCAAACAAAUAACAUUGGUGGUGAUGGCGGUUUACAAAUUUUACUUGCUCUUGGUACACCACAUGGUUUCGGUGUAGUUUUUGUACCGAAACCUUUAUCUAAUAAUGAUUCAAAUACAAAAAAACCAUUACCUCCUCAACCAUUACUUGCUGUGUCAACAAUACCGGAUAAUAUUGAUGCUCUUCAAGAAGCUGCUGCUGGUGAAGGUUGGGCAAGGCGACGUACUCGAGAACUUAAAAAAAGUCUUCGUGAUUCUUUUCGACGUCUUAAAAGAGUACGAUCAACUAAAUCAAAUUUUCAACCAGUUGCCCCAGCUUCUACUGCUAAUGUUAGUCGUGCUGGCAUUCGACGUACUGUUACUCAAUCUAAUCGUGCUGCUCCCAAUCAAACUGAUGUGGCUCCUCUUGAUGAAGCAGAAAGACGCAGUGGACGUGUCCCAGAUGAGAAUAUAUUAUUAAUAUCACAGUAUAAUGUUGAAAGAGAAAUAUGCGAUCGUGUUCAAGAUACUGCUAAUGUAGCUAUUGUAUCCUGUUUUGCAUUUGGUCCACCAUUGUUUAAAUCAAGUCCAUCAAAUUCUCGUCCAAUGUUACAUCCAGUUGCUACACUUUUUAUUGGUACUAAAGCUGGAACUGUUAAAUUAUAUUCUAUUUUUGUUGACAAAACAUCAUUAAAUUCUAGCGUUCUACCUAAACUACAGCUGUAUUAUUCUCGAGAACUUAUUUUACAACAUCGUGCUCCUGUUCUAUCACUUCGUCUAAUCGACGCUAAGUCAAAUAUGCCUUACUCAUUAUCGGAUUACAAACAUUACAUAUCUGAUUCUGGUAAAUCUCAUAAUCUACCUGUAUUAUCAGUUGUGAGUGAAGAACAAAUACGAUUAUUUAAUUUGCCUAAUUUACACCUAAAAUUCAAAGCUCGUAUUACCGCUAUUGAUGGUUAUCGUAUCAAAUCUGCUUCAGUAGUUGGAUUUCGAAUACACGGAAAAACCAGUUCAUCAUUAUCAAAAGAAUCCACUGUUGAUUCUGCUUGUGGUGAUCUUGAACGUUCAAAUGCAAGUGGUAUAUCUGUAACAUCUCAAACAAAUCAAAACUGUGAAUAUUCAUUUGUUUUUACAAAUGUUGGUGGUCAAGCUGUUUUGCUUAGUAUGCCGCAACUUCGACGAAUGGAUACCUUACAUUUGCUGGAUUCUCAUGAUGUAGUUGCAGUCAGUUCAGUUGUAUUUUCUCAACCUGGCAGUAUAAAUGUAAAUACUUCGUGUUAUGUUCCUGGACCUGCUCUCGGACUUUAUCAGUUGGCACCUGGUCAACUUACACUUUUUGACGUUGUACGUACUGGACAAAAAGCUAGCUCACUUGGAGUAUCUUAUCGUCCUAUAUAUCGACUAUCUCUUAUUGGCAAUCCAAAUUCAAAUAUGAAAACUUUAUGCGAAAAGACAAAUAGUAUUGGAGAUAGUAGAAUUUCUAAUAGAAGUGUUUUAUCGACCAGUCAGUUGCAUAACAUAUCACAGACAUCUAGUGUACUUAGUUCAUCCGUACAAAAUCAAUCAAAUUCUAUGUCAUCACAUAAUCUAAGUGAUUCAAUAAGAAAUGGUCUCGUUUCACCUUCUGUAUCAUGUACAAGUGAUAGAAAUAAUCACAGGAAUCGUGUAUCCUAAAUAAUACAAUUGAUUAUUCGAUUUAUGCUAAUCUCUCAGUAACUAUAUACUAGGUCAGUGCUACAAUUUACCGCAAACAUAUCAUGCUUUCUCUCUCUCUCUCUCUCUCUCUCUCUAUAUAUAUAUAUAUAUAUAUAUAUAUAUAUAUAUAGGUCUGCCCUUCAAAACAAUGUUUUUGCCUUGAAAUGAUCUUCAUUUCCCCAGACUAAUAAUCCUGGUGUAUGGUUUAGUCAAAAACUGUCACUAAUUAAUUCUUUAUUUCUCUUAUCAGUUUAAUAUGAUCUAUCAGUAUAAUAAGUUUUUCCAAUAUUAUUUGUUUUAGCAUGUUUGUUUUCUUUUCGUUCAAGUUUUCUUCCUGAUGUUGUUAGUAUUAUACACACUGCUUUGCUUUAUUUUUGUUUUCACUAUCUUUAUCAUGUAUAAUAAAAUGUGGAUUGAACAAUUUUGAUCUCUGUCCAUUGUUCAAUUUUCAAAUCACCCAUUUAAAAUGUUAGAGAAGAAAAAAAAACAAGAAAAUAUGUACUUACAAAAUAUACACUGUAAUACUUUGUAGGUCUACGUUUAUUUUAAUCUGGAAAGCCUUUAACGCUAUAUUUACAUAUUCAGUUGAAUUUUUUUAUAUACAUAAUUUUGUCUUUUCUGUUUACAUUUGCUAUAUCCUUGUAAACUUGACUUUAUUGACAAAAGUAAUAGGGUAAUUGUUUUCAAACGAAUUGUUUGUUCCAAUUAUAUUUAUUAUUUAUAAUUGUUUAAUUUUAAUUUAUGGCUUAUUCAUUUAAUAAUGACUGAAAUACACAUUUCAUAUUUUAUUAAUUAAUAUCGAAAUUGUUUCUUUAUAGUUUCAGUUAUUGUAUACAUUUUUCUAAAUAACUUCCCUACACUGAUUAUCGAUAUUUGGCGAAUAAAAAAAGCUUCAUAUUUCAUAUGUAUUUGAAUGAGAAUUGUAGUUUUUUGCAGCAUGAUCAGUGUUCUUAGUAAUAAGUAUUUUUUUUCUAAUAACAAUUGUACUUUAAAACACAACAGUAGACAGGAGGAAUAUGUUUGUGUAAAGUUACAAAGUACUUAUAUAAUACAUUAUGCAUAACCUUCAAUCGUUCGUUUGCAUCUUUCGGUGUGUUCUGUUACCUGAACUAUCUUCUCGUCUGGUCUCCAAGUGUUCUGCCAGCAUUGUGUUUUCAAUGCACUGAAACUUUUUACUCCGUCUGAUAAUUAUAGCAACUUCGAUGUGACGUCCCGCUACACACUACUUACAAGAAAUUUUGCCAAUAGUGUCCACUACAGUAUCUGUAUUCAUAGACACUAUUUUAAUGUCGCUUUGUCUGAUAAAAUUUGUUUUAGUGAAACUGAGAAUUAAAAAGGUUCAUAAAAGUAAAGCGUUUAUAAGUCAUGAAGAUUUAGAUUAUUUGUUAGUUUUAAAUGAAUUCGUAAAAAACGGAUGUACACUCGUUUUGUUUGUAAUAGUUGAUUCUGACGGUUACUAUAUUUAUUAUGUUGUAACAGUUACCAGUGAUUUUUAUUUUCUAGCUUUGUAUGAAAAUAAAGUAUAAAAAACUUAUUAUAUGUUC